Messenger RNA from Rhododendron vialii, 1825 nucleotides. RefSeq names its product probable protein phosphatase 2C 24. The coding region runs from base 284 to 1522 and encodes 412 amino acids. Lineage: Eukaryota; Viridiplantae; Streptophyta; Magnoliopsida; Ericales; Ericaceae. Gene Ontology annotation, molecular function: cation binding; protein serine/threonine phosphatase activity. Gene Ontology annotation, cellular component: nucleus; cytosol. The transcript has 4 exons. Gene Ontology annotation, biological process: protein dephosphorylation. The record is from RefSeq and is a predicted model, not a curated record.
GACCGAAACAGCUCGUUCUUCCCGUUUGCAGCGGAGCCAUGGCUGCCAUUUUAAUGCUUCCUCGAGCCCGCGCGGCCUCCUCUCUCUAAAAUCUCUCUCCUCUCGUUUUUCCCAACUUUUUCUACUUUGAUGAUUCAAAUGUUUUCAGUGAUUCCAAGUGUUUAAUAAGUUCAACUAGAUUUGACGGACUUUUAACACAACGGAGGAUUUUAUUUAUGGAUGUGGAGUAAGGAAGGAGAGAUUGUGAUAAGUGGUACGUACGUACCUGGGGAGAUUGGUUGGAAUGGCGCAGAUCUGCUGCGAAGCGGUGAGUGAGAGCGAGACGACGAAGCCGUGUGAGCCGAGCUCGAGAGCGACGAGGCGGCGGAGAAUCGAGAUGAGGAGGAUCAAGUUUGGUUGCGGCGGUGAGAGUGAAAGUAACGAACAGAAACUGGAUCUCCCUGCGGUCUCGAUGGAGUGCGAUAACGCCGUGGAGAACAGUGACGGCGCGGACGGCGGAGAGCUGGUUCUACGGUCGGAAAGCGAAGGAUCGGGGACGAAAGGGAUAGUGAUUUCGGAUCACCAAGCGACAUUGGUUCCUCCGUUGGUGACGGCUCUGGUUGGUCAGGAUCUUUCGCCGAAGUUUGGCGCAGCGUCGAUUUGUGGUAGGCGGAGAGAUAUGGAGGAUGCGGUCGCGAUUCACCCGUUCCUUUGCCGGAGAGAGCAGGAGUCCGCCACCGAGUUACAUUACUUCGGCGUUUACGACGGCCAUGGCUGUUCUCACGUGGCGAUGAGGUGCAGAGACCGGUUGCAUGAGCUGGUGAAGGAAGAGUUGGGGACAAAGGGAGGAGCGAGAACGGAGUGGAAGAAUGCGAUGGAGAAAAGCUUCGGUCGGAUGGACGAGGAGGUGAUUCUGUGGAACGGAAGCGAGAUGGCCUCCAAUUGCCGCUGCGAGCUGCAAACGCCGGAGUGCGACGCCGUGGGAUCCACGGCGGUGGUGGCUAUCGUUACGCCGGAUAAGAUUAUCGUCGCAAACUGCGGGGAUUCUAGAGCUGUUUUGUGCCGCAAUGGUAGGGCCGUUCCUCUCUCUACCGAUCACAAGCCGGAUCGUCCUGACGAGCUGAGCCGGAUCCAAGCUGCGGGCGGGCGGGUUUUAUACUGGGACUGCCCCCGAGUCGGCGGUGUUCUUGCCAUGUCAAGAGCCAUUGGUGAUAAUUAUUUGAAGCCAUCUGUUAUCUGUGAGCCAGAAGUGACAAUCACAGAUCGGACAAUGGAGGAUGACUGUCUUAUACUCGCUAGCGACGGACUGUGGGACGUGGUUUCGAAUGACACAGCUUGCGGCGUGGCGCGAAUGUGCCUCAGAGGGAUGGCACUAGUGGGCGAGUCUACAAGCAAUUCGUGCUUGUUGGAUGGUGAAAGCGUCAGACAAAAUGCCGACAAGGCUUGUUCAGACGCGUCGAUGCUGUUGACGAAAUUGGCCUUGGCGAGGUGUAGCAGUGACAACGUGAGCAUAGUUGUCAUCGAUCUCAAGAGGGGCAUUUAGCGGUAUCGUAUCAUUUCCUUUGAUAGAUCUGAUCCAUGUGUUAUCAUCCAUGGAAAAAAAAUCAACUUCAUUUGAUAAGUGUAAAUAUGUGCAGGCCACAAGAUGGCUAACGGGAUAGUUCCGUAAAGGGGGUAAGGAGUAGAACGGAAUCGAAUGAGGCUGGGAGUGGUUUUUUCGUGUUUUUUUUAUAACCGAGUGUGCGGACCAAGUUAUGUUGUCCCCAACUAAUUUGAGCUCUGAAGUGAAUCCAAUGGCCUGAGAUUAAGAGUGUCUUAUGCAUCUAUGCCAAAAUGAUGCAACCAA